Messenger RNA from Colletotrichum paranaense, 189 nucleotides. RefSeq lists its product as uncharacterized. Bases 1 to 189 code for a protein of 62 amino acids. Lineage: Eukaryota; Fungi; Ascomycota; Sordariomycetes; Glomerellales; Glomerellaceae. The record is from RefSeq and is a predicted model, not a curated record. The transcript has a single exon.
AUGGCCCGCCCGUUGGCCGUUCUGAUCCCCAGCAGCCACCACCAUCAAGAACAACGGAGCCACCCCAGACAGAAGCGCACACUCCUCUUCGCUGGGGAGACGGUGAUGCAUGGACACUUUCCUCCCCGGGUACACAAUGCCUCAACGAUCAAAGUCCAGGAUUCGUCAACCAUAAUGGGCAACCCUUGA